Messenger RNA from Cynoglossus semilaevis (tongue sole), 3943 nucleotides. It is a transcript of the gene lingo4b, whose product is annotated as leucine rich repeat and Ig domain containing 4b. Gene Ontology annotation, molecular function: protein binding. The transcript is spliced from 3 exons. The coding region runs from base 509 to 2323 and encodes 604 amino acids. The record is from RefSeq and is a predicted model, not a curated record. NCBI's taxonomy places the organism in Eukaryota, Metazoa, Chordata, Actinopteri, Pleuronectiformes, Cynoglossidae. Gene Ontology annotation, cellular component: plasma membrane.
AUCAUCAUCAUCAGCAGCAGCAGCAGCAGCAGCGCGGUCAUAGCGCAGCAGCAGCAGCAGCAGCGUCAGAGAGCACAACAACUAGACAGAUCGACGGACAGACGGCAGACAGGGAUGAGUCGACCUAAAUUAAUUUAGGGUCGCAAUUAUCCUGGAACUCCUCUGGGAGCUCAGCAGAAGAAAAUUAAUGAGGAAGAAGGGCGGAGAAACUCCAACGUGACAGACGAUGGAAAAGUCUUGAUAAGAAGAGGAGUACGAGAAGUAGGAGGAAAAGAAGAGGAGGAGAAGUGUCCUGCACAGAGAUGGACAUGUGUUUCUGCUGGAGACCAGAGUAAAGCUGGAGAAGUCGAGGAUGUUUCCUUCACUGGGAGCCCCUUCUGGUCACUCCACAAAGACAUGUUACGACCUGAACAUCUUCCCAACAGAGGACUUAGCUCAAGUCUGAUCUAAAGUGACUGGCACUGGUUAUGAAAAUCUGCACACCAGGAUUAAAUUGGCAGGGAGUAAGAUGUUUGUGGAGUCUGUCGUGCGAUGGGGAACCUGGAGCAUCCUGCUCCACUUUGGACUCUUUGGUGUGUUUGCUGGAGGAUGUCCUCCACGUUGUGUGUGUCAACCAGAGGCCAAGGAAGUGAUCUGCUCUGGGAAACAUUUCAACUCGGUGCCAGAAGGCUUCUCCAGCGAUACCAGGCGCUUGGAUAUUUCCCACAACAGGAUUAAAACUGUGGGCCGCCGCCAGUUCUCUGGGCUGGCAGACCUUCAGGAGUUGGACCUCAGUGAUAAUCUAAUCUCAAUGAUUGAAGUGGAGGCUUUCCAGGGACUACAGAACAUCAGAAAACUUCGGAUUAAAAACAACCGAUUGAAGAUCAUUCCAGUUGGGGUGUUUUCUGGCCUUUCAAGCUUGAGAUUUCUAGAUCUGAGCCAAAAUGAGAUUCUGGUCUUCCUGGACUAUACAUUUAAAGAAAUGGUGAAUCUUCAGAUGCUGGAAGCAGGAGAGAAUGACUUGGUGUUCAUCUCACAACGAGCUUUUUUCGGUCUACAAAAUCUUCAGGAGCUCAUCAUAGACCGCAGUAACCUGACGUCGAUUCCUACUGAGGCUUUUUCCCAACUCCAGAGUCUGACAAGUCUUAACAUGCACCGCCUCACGAUAACAACACUUCCCAACAAUGCUUUUAAACGACUCCCUCGUCUGCGCAGACUUGUCAUUUCUAACUGGCCAGCUCUGGAUACUAUUGCGACCAACAGCCUCAUUGGUCUGAACUUGACCUCACUUGUCAUCAGAAACUGCAACCUUAGUGCUGUCCCUUACUCAGCACUUCGCCAUUUGGUCUAUCUGAACUUCCUGGACCUGUCCUUCAAUCCUAUUACCGUCAUUCAGGGCAAUCUCCUGGGAGACCUUUUAAGACUUGAGGAGCUCCACCUAAUAGGGGGGAGCCUGCAACGAAUAGAACUGGGAGCCUUCAAGGGACUGGUCAAUUUCCGUAUGCUUAAUGUAACAUCCAACCAGCUCACAACCUUAGAGGAAGGGGUCUUCCACUCUGCGGGGAACCUUCAGGUUUUACGGUUGGACAAAAAUCCCUUGGCAUGCGACUGCCGCCUUCUCUGGGUGGUCCGCCGUAGAUUGCGAAUCAAUUUUGAUGGACAUCAGCCCACCUGCUUCUCUCCCGAUGCAGUGAGGCUAAGAAAAUUCAGAGACUUCGCAGAGAAAGAGCUCCCAAAGCUGUUUACCUGCCGCCCUGCUUCUAUCUUGGACCGGAGGCCACAAGAGGCCAGAGUUGAGGAGGGCACAACAGUUCUCUUCUCCUGUAAGGCAGAUGGAGACCCUUUUCCUUCCAUCACAUGGGUCUCAUCCCUAAAAAACGCAGUUUCCCCAACAGGGAGAAUCAGAGUUUUGCCCAAUGGUACACUGGAGGUUCGUUUUGCCCAAGUUCAGGACAGCGGCACAUAUCAGUGUCUGGCGAGCAACGCAGCUGGAAACGACAGUCUGACAGUCAGUCUGUAUGUGAAGGGCCUCCCGCGUAACCGAACCAUCCCUGUCUUUUUAGAAGAGGGCUGGGUAGAGCCUCCAAACCCACAAGCUGCCAACACCUCAGCUCAAAUGGCCAAGCCGUAUCCAUUUGAUGCAAAGACCCUCAUCAUUGCCACCACCAUGGGCUUCCUAUCUUUCCUAAGCUCUGUCGCGAUCUGCUUUGUCUUCAUGUUCUUCUGGAGCCAGAGCAAAGGGCAGAUAAAACACACAGCCACUAUUGACUUUGUGCCUCGGUCUUCCAUGGGUGGAGGGGGAGGGGAUGGGGAUGGUGGCAGAUUCACCAUGAAACUAAUUUGAAGCUGAGGUAAAGGUGAUGGGGGGUAUGGGUAUCUGUAUAUAUUGACUCUGAGUCCUUUGCAACACAAACGCUCCAGCGGGACUUUCAAGGACUUCUUUGCUGAAGGACAGUGGAGUCUGUCUGUGGAGUUUUUAACAUCUCAGCCACGGCUGUGCUAUCUGGCAACCCUGUGUUUUUAUACUAGACUGAUGCAGCACUGUGUUGGUUCAGAUGUGCUUCGCUCCCAUUAUUCUAUACACGGAAUGAGCAAAAUAUGUCUUUAAAUAGUAUCUUUACAUAUAGCAUGUAAUUAAAGUGUAGUUUUAUGGUUGGUCAAUAUAAGAUUACACAGAGACAGAUUUGUUUUUAUUAGUUUGAGUUAUACAGUUUAUAUUAGCUGCAUUUCAGUGGUAUGUACUGGUCUUGACCCACUACCAUCUUUGUCCAUCAUCUACUCCUCCAGGUUGUACAAAUUUAUUGACAGCUUCCUGUGUGGAUGUGUAGAUUGUAUUGAUACCAGCACCAAAAAAAAGGUGCCUUUCAAAUUGUAAACUGAAAUUGUAGUAAUAUGGCAUAAACUUUAUAUACUUCACUGUUUUCAGUAAGGCUGUAUGUGAUCACAAAGCCUAGAGUAAUGCAUCAGUGCAUUAAAAAAAAUAAGAAAAUGAACUAAACCUGAAAAUUCUGUUUAAUAAUUAGAUGUUUAUUUGCUAUAGGCUCAUAGUGUAAAUGCACUAAAAUGAGGGUGGACACAGACCAAUGCACAUCACUGUACUGUAUAUACAGUAACAUCAGGGGCUUCUCCAGACAGGAGAGACCCUAAAUGAUCAUUCUUUUGACAGACUUACAUGAAUAUGUAAAAUGUAAUUUUUACAACUGAUGGUGGCGCUCUUAAUAUUUAUGCAAUAAAUAUACAGAAAAUACAUUGUGUUUGAUCUUAUGGCAGCUUGCUUUAAAUAAUCAUGUAGCAGUGUAAAAAGACAAAUAGCAUGAAUAGACUGUAUAUAAAAUUGUAGUUGGAGUGCCAAACUAUGGGUCAAGGGCAGAGAAAGUGUCCUGUGCUGAUUUCCACAAUAGUUCCAUAGAAAAUAAAAUUGAAAAUAUCAGACUACAUGUCUAUUUGUUACAUUGACAUCAAUAAUCACUUGAUCUUAAGCCCUAGUUUUUUUCAUAGUUUUCAAUAGAACAUUCUGUCAAUUUUGUAUGAUCCAGUCCCAUUUAGAGGAAAAUCAAUAUGGUUUAAAAGUAGCCUUAUUUUUCAACAGACUUAUAUUUACAGUGUAUGGAGUUACUCCACCGAUGGCUACAUAUUUCUACAUCCUUUUUUAUAUGUAGACAAUAUUAACAUAUAAACACAAUAGGUUUUCAUUUUAGACUCCAAAAUGAGAAUGUCUGUCUUUGUUUUGCACAUCACUGAUACUACGUCAACUACGUUCUCUCAUUAGAGAUGGAUUAAACUUUACAUUUGAACUAUUGUUUUUUUCUAUUUUAACCAGAAACUGCAGUUUGUGCCUCAGUGAUACUCUUACAAUCUAUACUGAAGAAUCUGAGCGUUUAGUUUGUAGUGCAAGGCAUUUAUUCUAUAAUUUUAGAUAGUUGCGAGGAUUAGUGCAACAAUGAUACACCGCUGCUGUGUGUUA